AUGGACGGACAGGGGGAGAGAGCCACUGAGAUACCUAUGGCCAAUCAUUGGAGGCCCCCAGUGGCGGGAACUGUCAAACUAAACACGGACGCAUCAUUCAUAGCUGACAGCGGCGACUCCCAUUCGGGAGCAAUCGCGCGGGACCAUAGGGGUUUUGUCCUCUUCUCGCUGUCCAAACGAUGCGUGCGAUGCAUGUCCGCUAUGGAAGCUGAAGCGCAGGCCCUUCUGACGGGGCUGCGGCACCUGUCCGCUCUUUAUAGGGGUCCAAUGGUUGCGGAAACGGACUGCAUGAACCUUGUGAAUGAACUGAGGCCGGGAACUAGUAAUUUAUCUGCCUGCUACCCGGUACUCGUUGAUAUCAAGGAGGAGCUCGGAAAGUUUGCUGCCGCUCAGGUCCUAUACGCCAGCAGGAAUCAAAACAAAGUGGCUCAUCUAUUGGCGGGCCAUGCUAGGAAAAAGGAGGAGAUGUAUUUGGCGGCGGGUGUUCCGGAUGAUCUGAACGCAGCGCUAGCUGCCGACCUCGUGUUGGCUGAAGAAUAG
Aegilops tauschii subsp. strangulata is the source of this 540-nucleotide messenger RNA. RefSeq lists its product as uncharacterized. The record is from RefSeq and is a predicted model, not a curated record. Gene Ontology annotation, molecular function: RNA-DNA hybrid ribonuclease activity; nucleic acid binding. NCBI's taxonomy places the organism in Eukaryota, Viridiplantae, Streptophyta, Magnoliopsida, Poales, Poaceae.